Molecule: messenger RNA, 814 nt
Organism: Sturnus vulgaris (Common starling)
Lineage: Eukaryota; Metazoa; Chordata; Aves; Passeriformes; Sturnidae
Source: RefSeq, a predicted model, not a curated record
AGGAGAGUCUUUGCCACUGAGGGUUUUUGGUCCAGGGAAGAUUGUGCUUGUCAGUGAGCAUUUAUGAAAAUUAAGGACAGGAGGAUUAAGAAAGCUGUAAUUUUAUUUGCUUCUUAACAGGGUCUGACUUAAUUUUCAUUUUCAGACUUUGUUUGAAGUACAGUUAAGGCUAUGGACAACUCUUAAGAGGGCUUAGCAUGUUUAAAUGCUGAUUAAAAUGUUAAUACAGAAUGGCAUUGGGAAGGGAUUCAGCUUUAUGAGUCAGCCCUGAGGUUUUCCCUCUGCCUAUGGCUCCUUUGGUGGGAUGGACUGUUGCCACAGUCCCUUCCUAUUAGCCUGGUGUGUUUGUCCAGGUGUCUGCCUCUGGGGAGAUUGCUGGGGAUUGCUGGACCUGGCACACACUCAGAAAGUGCUGAAGCAAAGAAAAAUUACACAAAGUGUUUAUUUGAUGAUUUUACUUUUGUGUCUCAGAUUAGUGUGUUCUCUUGCAAUUGGAAUUUUUAUGGAGAAGCUUACCAACAAGAAGCUGUGUACUGAUGACGACUGUAAGUAAAUUUACACCAAUUUCCAUGCCAGAGCAGAAAAGGAUUAUAAUGCUUCAGACUGCAGAUUCAUUAAUAUUAAGAAGGGGCACUUGAUUUAAAAACUAAUUUAAAAACUAAUGAAUGAAAAAGAUGGAGAAUUCUGGGCUGCAAGUAGAAGAGUUUUUAGAAAGCAGUAUGAAGAGCAUAUGGGGACAGUUGGUUAUUUCCCUAGCAGUUCAGUGUCAGAACAACAUGUCUAUCAAGAAACAAAUAAGACUGUUCCUACAAGG